Messenger RNA from Haliotis rufescens (red abalone), 2695 nucleotides. Its product is annotated as mucin-2-like. NCBI's taxonomy places the organism in Eukaryota, Metazoa, Mollusca, Gastropoda, Lepetellida, Haliotidae. The coding region runs from base 301 to 1734 and encodes 477 amino acids. The transcript has 5 exons. The record is from RefSeq and is a predicted model, not a curated record.
ACACAGAGAGGGACACAGAGAGUGACACAGAGAGUGACACAGAGAGGGACAUGUGUUUUCCUGUACGGCCAUGCGGAACUUACUUCCUCGUCGCUCUGUCCCACAGCUUUUCUCUGUAUAGGCUGGUGUGUACACUAUCAGUUUCAAUGUAGUGUCUAUAUGUCUUUACACGAGGGAGUAGGUGAGAUUACAUUAUCAGCUGUUAGUGAGGACAGUAUGUAGCCAUGGAGACUAUUCCCUGAUUCCAUCCAGGACGAUGAUUGACACAACACGGACUGAUAUUCUGCUCGGUAAUUAACAAUGGACACAUUCCAAGUUUUCUCCGUGGCUGUGAUUUUACUUCAGAUAUAUCAGUGUGUGGUUUCACAAGUGAAUGCAACAACAGCCGUCACCACGCCCUCGGCAACGUCGACACAGACGUCAGCAUCAGUCCAGACAUCCAUCGGGCAGCUCGUGAUUCUACCAUCGUCUGUGGCCACAUCUGCAGUCGAUACAACACUCACUCGAGUUACUGAAACAACAACUUCAACCACGAAGACAUCGUCAACAGGAACAUCAUUACUAAAAACAGAAACGUCCUCUCUGCCAUCAAGAACAUCUUCUGACACAUAUACACCCACACGUGGUGAUUCACCGACGACAGCAGCAGCAACAACGGUCAUGACAGCUUCAAGUACAACAAGCACUAUAACACAGGUCACAUCUGCAUCAACAGCUACCAUAUUAUCCCCAGCUACUGCAUCUAGAUCUUCUUAUACAUCAACAACUACACCUACACCUACACCUACACCUACACCUACACAUACACAUACACUUACACCUACACCUACACCUACACCUACAUCUAUAUCUACCUCAACACCUACACCUACACCUACACCUACACCUACACCUAUAUCUACCUCAACACCUAUAUCUACAUCAACACUUACACCUUCAUCUACAUCUACAUCCACAUCCACAUCUACAUCCACAUCCACAUCCACAUCCACAUCCACAUCCACAACCACGUCCACAUCCACAUCCACAUCUACAUCAUCAUCGACACCUACACCUACAUCUACACCAACAUCUGCAUCCAUAAUUACAUCUACUCCUACAUCUACACCAACAUCUACAUCCAUAACUACAUCUACACCUACACCUACACCUACAUCUACACCAACAUCUACAUCCACAACUACAUAUACACCUACACCUGCACCAACAUCAACAUCCACAAUCACAUCGACAUCGACAUCAACACCUAUAUCUGCAUCUACAUUUUACACGACAACUACCUCUACGUUUACACCUGCAUCCCAAUAUCCAUCCACAUCUACAUAUGCAGCAACAGCUAUCUUUUCAUCCCUUUCUACAUCAACACCAACAUCUACAUCUUCUGCGCUGUCUACGCCUACAUCUACACCUACAUUCGGUCCUACAUUUACAGUUGCGUCAACGACCUCUACGCACAAUGAAGAUAUGUCCAGGCUUAUUAUACCGGCUGUAUCAAGUGCAGUGGGCGGGGUUGUCAUCCUGGUUGUGGUCGUUGUGUCCGUGAUUUGCUACAGAAGGAGAUCAAAGGAGAUGUUCCCUGCCGACGCAGAUGAUAUCAGCUACCACAACUUCCGUGUCGGUCGUAUGGAGCUACAUUCGUUCAGGAAGGAUGAAGCCGAUUUGGACCUUGAUUCCACUUUUAUGAACGAGGACGUUGAUACCAAACUCAAACUAUCUACAUUUGGUCGGGGUUGAAUAGGUUUUACUGAAACAGUGUCAAACAUGAUACAGACGGUUUGAUGAUUUCAUUGACGUUGUUAGUGGAAGGGUGAGUGGGGUGUCGCAUGCAGCCAGGUAACUGUCUAUUAGGGGGUUGCCAAAACGAAUACAUGUAAAACACUGUCACUCUUAAUACGACACGGAUGUGUACAGAUCCAAUACAGGUUCCUCAAGAACAUCAGUGAUCACUGCUACUUGCACGCACAUUCUACAAUAUUCAUCCACAGAGUUCCCAUGUUACUGCGGCGUCCUACAAUAUUCCUCAACCCAGUCUCCAUGUUACUGCGGCGUCCUACAAUAUUCCUCAACCCAGUCUCCAUGUUACUGCGGCGUUCUACAAUAUUCCUCAACCCAGUCUCCAUGUUGCCGGUGUGCUGUGCGUGACGGGAGGACGUGUACAGAAGGGUGAUUUACAAAAGUCUCAUUGUCAGGUGGUUUACUUCCUUGUUGCAUUCAUUCACUGUGGACUAAGUAGGAGCUAACAACAGGAGUAUGGAGGCCUUUGUGAAAGACCCAUUGACAUAUUUCACAUAUGGCGUUGUGUGUUUAUCAGAGAACAGAAUGUGAACAUUAUACUGAAUUGAACUUUAACCCUUCGUAGAUUGUUUAUAUUCAGCCUUGCAUACACUGGUAACUUAUUCAUGACACUGGCGUCUCAAACUUUGAUAAAUCAUCACCAUACGCCUAGGCUCUGAUCACAAAUGUCCCACUGCUUAAAGUGGUUUUGUAAAAAUGCAUUAAAUGCGCGAACUAUAGUACGUAAAAAUGAUGUCUUGUACCGCGAACUCUAGUUUAUAUAAAUAAUGUCUUGUACUACGAACUAUCGUUUAAAUAAAUAAUGUCUUGUUCAACGAUCUAUAGAAUACAAAAAUAAUGUCUUGAACCGCGAACUAUAGAAUACACAAAUAAUGUCUUGAACCACGAACUAUAGAAUACA